Molecule: messenger RNA, 2421 nt
Organism: Gadus chalcogrammus (walleye pollock)
Lineage: Eukaryota; Metazoa; Chordata; Actinopteri; Gadiformes; Gadidae
Exons: 4
Coding region: 507-1985 (492 amino acids)
Source: RefSeq, a predicted model, not a curated record
UUGGAGAAGCUCCAACACAUGAGCUUACCUCUCCCGAAAUAAGUGUUUUUUGUGAAUGACAGGGUCGUUAAGACUGACAAAAAGAUCUCUCACUUACACAGCACUACAAGGCUACUCUCUGUGAUACUUUAACUGGAGCUGGACACUAAAAAAAGGGCAAAAACGUUUUUAUUCCCAUUCUGAGUCUAAGUCCACAAGGAUAUACUCAAAAAACAGUUACAAUGUUUUUAUUCUGCUUCUGAGCCAAGUCCAAAUGGGCUUAGUCAAAAAAACGGCCAAAAACGUUUUUAUUUCCAUUCUGUGCCUAAAUGUGGAUGGACUUAUUCUCAAAAACUGUGAAAAUGUUUUUAUUCUUCUUCUAGGCCCUUGUUUCCAUCCUCCAGCGUGGGCAGGAUGUCCUCAGAAGGUGUCCGAAAAUAAUGCAUGGUCGUCGGACUGACCGUCGGGGAUCGGGAGGCCAUAAUUCUUCCAGAGAUUCAUCUUCACUCACUGUCUCAUCUUAAGAAAUGGCUGGGGAAAAGAAAUCUGCAGCUGCACAUAGACACUAUCUACUCUGUCCAGUUUGUUUGAGGACCCAAGAGUCUCUAUCCUGUCACCUGCGCAGAGUCUGCAUGAAGGAUAAGACACCACCACAGAUCCUAGAGGUGGUUGAAAAGGCCAAGAAAGAUGUGUGUGACCUCCUGAAGAAUGGACGGGCUUUUAGUUAUGCAGUCCUGAAGCAAAUCGUCUCAUCACCAAAUCCACUCGAAGGAUUGAUUGAGGAGCUGAAAUACCAUCACUUGUUUGUGACAGGAGUCCCUCCUCCUCUGCCCAUUGGUAAUCCAAGGUUGGUCACCGAAACCCUUUCUGAAUGCCCUGGGGAGGCACCCGGAGAGACAGAGCCAUCUGAUGUGGAAUCUUGCGGCAGCAAUGAGCUUUUUCAAUGUAGACAAGAGAAAACGUAUACCAAAGACAAAAUGGUGAAAGCGAAGGAUUUAGGCAUUUUGAAAAAGCAUUCAGCAGAUCAUCCAUUGCUCAAGCGCUUUGCCGACUACCUAAAGAAUGAUUACGAAAAUGCAAAGUACCAACAGGAGGUUGACACUGUUUCCCGGUACCUGUAUUUUGCUGAUCCUACGGAACCAUCUUUGAAGUUUGUCAAUGACAGAGAGAAGCUCAGAGACUUCCUGGGUCAACAGGCUAAGGCAGGGUAUAAGGCACAAACAUCAGGAAAUUACAUCAAGUGCUUGAAAAGGUUCUUGGAGUUCCACUUGACAAGGACCGGCUUGAGACAGGAUGACAGGGAGCUCUACAAGCAGUGCACGUUAUAUUUGAGUUUUUUAACUUCUUCACAGAGUGUCCUCUCUAAGCAAGCGAGCAAAGAAAUUGUGCAAAAGAGGCAUGCCUUGUUGUUUGACAAAAGUCAACCCACACCUCGUGAAUGCUUGGCUGUUCUUGAUAAAGGUGAAGGUGACUUAGUGAAAAUCAUGAAUCAACUUGAUGACAGUUCUUCUUCCUCCCUGAGUAGGACUGAGUGCAUAUUUGUGCUAUACUAUCUUGAGGCAAUUGUCAUAUUAAGACACUGCCAACGGCCAUGUGUGGUGCAGAGCAUGAAGGUCAAGGAAUGGCUUGAACGGAAACACGCAGAUGAUGAUUCAAUUGUUUUUGUAAAGGACCACAAGACGGCUGCACAUUUUGUGGUCUCAAUUGUCCUGUCCAAGAAGGAGGAGGCGUGGUUUGAGAAAUAUUACAACAAAGUGCGGCCACAGCUCCUUGCUGGCGAAAGGAAACGUAAGCGAGAUGAGCAGGAUGAGAAGGAUGGAGAUGAUUUUUUCUUUGUGUCCUCCCGCGGGAAGCCAAUUUACAAUGCAGCUGGUGAUCUGAUAAAGCUCCAGCAAAAGUGCAACGUCCCCCAGGUGAGCAGCCAGGUUGUACGGAGGGUAUUUGAGACAGCAGCUAACCGCCUGGAUGACCCUCAGAAGAAAGCAGUUUCUGACUACCUGGGAUGAGGACUCCAAAAUCGUACCAUGACCCGUUUGGUGAGAUGUUUCAUAUGUUUUUUAGUGGAACAAUUCUUGGCAUGUAUGGAUAAACUUUCUGAAUAUGAUGCGUGGCCUUUGACCUUUGGGGGGUGGUGGGGCGGCGGGUGACUCCUAAAGCUUACAGGGCAUCUGCCUUCAGAGACACCUAUGACAUGUCCCUGUUUGGUGAAAUGUUUCAUCUGUGUGUUUGUUUGUGCUGAUGGCUCUUUAAAGGAUAGGGAUGAGGACUCCAAAAGCGGGAAAUGACCCAUUUUGGUGAAAUGUUUCAUAUGUGUUUUUUAGUGCUGAUUUUUGUUUUUGUUGUGUAGCUGUUUUGCAACUUGUUCUAGCUUGUGUAACUUAAAUUGAGGUUCUGUGGUGAUAUCCUGUUUCUUAUCUUUAGAGAUAUAUCAAUUAAAAAUCG